Larimichthys crocea (large yellow croaker) is the source of this 4917-nucleotide messenger RNA. RefSeq names its product helicase for meiosis 1 (gene hfm1). NCBI's taxonomy places the organism in Eukaryota, Metazoa, Chordata, Actinopteri, Sciaenidae. Gene Ontology annotation, molecular function: ATP binding; nucleic acid binding. The transcript is spliced from 39 exons. The coding region runs from base 188 to 4741 and encodes 1517 amino acids. The record is from RefSeq and is a predicted model, not a curated record.
UUAACAUAAUGUCUAGCUAUAGUGCUGUUAAUAUAUAAAAAUAAGCUGAUAAAUGAAGUCACUGACAGAUGACUAACAUCAAAUGUAGGGAGCUAACCUCUGACCUGGCUAAACCCAGUGCUAAUGUCUUUGGAGUAAAUGUAUUUAUUAUCAGAGUGGCCUGACAUUGAUGACAUGAUCUGAUGAGAUGUUGGACUCGGACGACUGCACCUUGUCACUGGAUGAUCUUUUUUUUGAGAAACCCCUUGUCCAUAAAGUAAAGCCACUGCACCAGGAGGCCAGGCCAUGGCAGCUGGAAGCGCCUCCAUCUCUUUCUCAGAUUCCAGCCACUCAAGAUAUGCAGGAGGAGGCAGAUUUUCUCUCCACCCUAUGCAGUUUUUCACAGAAACCCAAGAUAUUACAACCUCCAUCCAGAAGGUUUGCCAGUCCAAUCAACAGUCCUCACAGUUAUAACAAUGAUGAGGAAGAGAUUGAAACUCAGGGUGGGAACAACAGCAUCGGCACCGACAGAUGUGACGGCUUUUGGGGAGGUGACGGGUUCAAGGAUUACUGUCAGAGUGGCAGAGGAGGAGAUGAAAGACAUGCAGCCAUCAGCCAGAGGUGUUUGUCCCUGGGCCUCAGUAAAAGCCCGCCAUUACGGAGAAGCUUGUUCAAGGUUCAGGUGUUGAACAAUGGAGGUGACUCGUCAAACACAGAUGACCUCAGUAGCGGCAGCAGCCAGACAGCAUCCAGACCUCAAACUUUUCUCAGUCAGGUUACCAUGACGACAGUGCCUCCUCCUCCUCUUCGCCAGCCACCACCGGCGACAGUUAGCCAGGCAGCUCCUCCUCCUCUCUCCCCCAAGCUCCGCGUCUCGGCCCCCCUUCCUCUGGGCUCAUCUGCAGCGAGCAGCCGACCCCCGCAGCAGGCGGCACAUGCAGAGAUGCAGGACAAGGGCACAAAGAGAGUCUUCGUUCCACCGAUGACGCCUCAGGCACUCUGCAUACAAGGAUCUUCUGGGUCUGGAGUUUUACGUCCAGUUUCUGAAAUCCCAGCUAAGUUCAGGUCUGUUUUCAACGAGUUCCCAUUUUUCAACUACAUCCAGUCCAAAGCACUCGAUGACGUUCUUUACACAGGCAAUAACUUUGUGGCAUGUGCUCCAACCGGAUCUGGAAAAACGGUGCUGUUUGAGCUGGCUAUCAUUCGUCUGCUGAUGGAAACCUCUGAGCCCUGGAGAGAUUUCAAAGCUGUCUAUAUGGCCCCUAUCAAAGCUCUCUGCAGUCAGUGCUUCGAGAGCUGGAAGAAAAAGUUCGGCCCGCUUGGGCUGACCUGUAAGGAGCUGACGGGCGACACGGAGAUUGAUGACUUCUUUGAGAUUCAGGACUCCCACAUCAUCCUGACCACGCCCGAAAAAUGGGACAGCAUGACAAGAAAAUGGAAGGACAACUGUCUGUUGCAACUAGUCAGGCUCUUCCUUAUCGAUGAGGUGCAUGUGGUGAAGGAUGCGACCCGUGGUGCCACUCUGGAAGUUGUGGUGAGCAGGAUGAAGGCUGUAAAUGCCCACAGGACAGCACAGAAUCCAGAGACGGGCCUCUCUAUGAGGUUUGUGGCUGUAUCGGCCACCAUACCCAACAUAUCUGAUAUAGCAGACUGGCUGUCUAAUGAGAGUGGUCCAGCCACAUAUCUGGACAUGGACGAGAGCCACCGUCCGGUGAAGCUGAGGAAGGUGGUGCUGGGAUUCCCCUGCAGCCCAAACCAAACAGAGUUCAAGUUCGACCUGUCGCUCAACUACAAGAUGGUCAACAUCAUACAAACGUACUCCGAGCAGAAACCUACACUGGUGUUUUGCUCUACAAGAAAAGGAGCCCAGCAGUCAGCUACAGUUCUGGCCAAAGAUGCUCGGUUUAUCAUGAGCAUUGAGCACAAACAAAGGUUGAUGAAAUAUGCAAACUCUGUUCUGGAUUCAAAACUAAAAGAUCUGGUGAUGUUAGGUGUUGGUUACCACCAUGCAGGACUUGACAUGUCUGAUAGGAAGUUGAUAGAAAGGGCCUUCACUCUGGCAGACCUGCCUGUCCUCUUCACGACCAGGACUCUGGCCAUGGGGGUGAACCUGCCAGCUCAUCUAGUGGUGAUCAAGUCCACCAUGCAGUAUGUGGCGGGCUCCUGUGAGGAGUACAGCGAGGCCGACAUACUGCAGAUGAUAGGCCGUGCUGGAAGACCACAAUUUGACACAUCAGCGACUGCAGUGAUCAUGACAAAGAUCCAAACCAAAGACAAGUACAUGAAACUCAUGAAUGGGAUGGAAAUCAUUGAGAGCAGCUUACACAGUCACCUGAUGGAGCACCUGAACGCUGAGAUUGUGCUCCAAACCAUCAGUGAUGUAAACAUGGCUCUGGACUGGAUCCGCUCCACCCUCCUCUACAUCAGAGCCCUCAAGAACCCCACAUACUAUGGUUUCUCCGCCGACUUAGACAGAUAUGGAAUCGAGGCAAAACUGCAAGAACUGUGUCUGAGGAACCUCAACUCCUUGUCCUCCAUUGGUCUGAUCGACAUGGAUGAGGAUAUCAACAUCAAACCAACAGAGGCCGGCAGGUUGAUGGCGAGGUACUGUGUUGCCUUUGACACCAUGAAACAGUUCAGUCAAGUGGCCGGCACAGAGAACCUGUCAGACCUGAUUGAGUUGAUGUCGAAGAGCAGAGAAUUCAGCGACUUUCAGUUGAGAAUGAACGAAAAGAGGCCUUUGAACACUUUGAACAGGGACAAGAACAGGACCACCAUCAGGUUUCCCAUUGAGGGAAAGAUAAAAACCAGUGAGAUGAAAGUGAACUGCUUGAUUCAGGCUCAGUUGGGUUCCAUCCCGAUUCAAGAGUUUGGACUCACACAGGACACGGCAAAGAUCUUCAGGAACGGGAUGCGCAUCAGCAAAUGCCUGUCAGAGUUUCUGAGUCAGCUGUCAAAGACCGGUUUUUCUGCUUUGCUCAACUCCCUGAUCCUGGCUAAGUGCUUCAGAGCCAAACUUUGGGAAAACUCGCCCUAUGUUUCCAGGCAGCUGGAGAAGAUAGGCCAGACCCUGUCAACUGCCAUGGUGAACGCAGGACUCACCACUUUCAUCAGAAUAGAGGAAACCAAUGCCAGAGAGCUUGAGCUGAUUCUCAACAGACAUCCGCCAUUUGGAAACCAAAUCAAAGAAUCUGUCAUACAUCUCCCGAAGUACGAAGUCACUUUGGAACAGCUUCCGAGAUAUAGCUCUGCCACAGCGGAGAUUGUGGUGAAGGUAAACCUAAAAAACCAAGCAGAGCUGCUGUCCAAGAGAACAGCUCCCGACCACCACUACGUCUCCCUGAUCAUCGGAAACUCUGACAACACUGUGGUCUUCCUACAGAAGCUCACGGACUCUGUGCUGUUGAAGUGUGGUAGCUGGUCCAAGAAAAUUGAGGUGGCAAAGGCUUCGAAAGGAGAGGAGAUCAGUGUCAAUCUCAUCAGCUCAGAAUAUGUGGGCCUGGACCUUCAGCAGAAGUUCAAUGUGUACUACUCUGGGGCCAGGAGGUUUGGAACUGAUAAUCCACACUACGUGUCAUGUGAUCGUGCUGGACAGAGACCGCUGCACUCUGCAGUGAAACCACAGUCUAUACAUCAGGCUGCAACUCAGAGGCAAACUUCCACAUCUGCUACAGACCAAGGCAAUACAAGACAGUGCAACCACUUCUGCAAGAAUAAGGAUCAUUGUGGCCACGACUGCUGUAAAGUAGGCGUAACCGUGACACGGAAAAGGACAGCAAAUCAUGAAUCCAGUUUCUCGUCCUAUUUGAAUGACCUGAGGACCAGGAGUGACACACUCGCGCAGACCCCUGUCAAACGACUCAAGAUGAGAAUGAGCGAAGAGUCCGUGUCUGUCCACAUGCAGGACUUUGCCUUCAAACCCAAAGAGAGGCUACCUAAUGUCUCCAGGUAUGGAGGGAGUCGCUGUGAAGCUUUAGUGAGACCUCGCACUGAGACUGUGGAUCUGACGGGAGAAGACUUUGAUCAGCUGCAAGACGUUGUUCAUCUGGAUGACACUGACAGUGGUUCCUCAAUGUGGGUGAACCCAGGAAUCAGUGUUGGUGUGAGUCAGAACCAGAAACCACAUCUGAACCAGAUCAGUACAACCAACUCGACUUAUUCAAAGAUGUCCACUGCUGGAUCAGACCAGAGCGCUCUCCGUGAAUGUGCUUCAUUCUCACAAAUACCGACCAUCAGCUUUGAUCUUGGAAAUGAAUGGGACGACUUUGAUGACGAGAACUUGGUGCGUGCCAGCGAAACAUCGUUGUCCUUGUGUCCAACUAAUGCUAGACCUCAAGUCCAGCAGCAGCCUGCAGACUACAACAUGCCAGGAUUUGCUGCUGUACCAAUGUUCCUCAGUCACUCACAAGUUGAACCCUGUAUAACCACUGAGGCCAGAACACCACUGAGGCUGAUUUCACCAACAUUAAGUCCUGAAAUCAGAAGACCAGGUGCCUCACCAUUUACAGCCAGACCACAAAACAGAAUCACACUGGACUGGAAUAAAAAGAGGCCGAGCGUCUUCCGUGAAGAGAUCACAGUAAAAGCACCAGAAAAUCUCCCGAAACAGAGCAAGACACACUUUGCCCCGCCUACCAAAAGGUUUGAUUUCUUCUCAUCAAUGAGCGUCCCGGCCAACACCGACCCCAGCUCAUCAAACAACAGACGCACCAGCAGCAAAGAAGAGGAAGCUUUCAUUGGGAUAUUUGAUGGGAUAUUUUAGAAGUACUGUGACAUGAAUGUGUUAUUUAUAUAAAGUGUUUGUGUUCAUGUUUUAUUACCUGUGAGCUUUAACGUCAAAAGUUGUAGACUGUUCAAAGCGUUACAGUAUAUUUAUCUCUGAUUGUUACUAAUGUCAUUUAUUAAUUCAUGUGUCUAUUUAUUUAAUAAAGUCUUCAU